Molecule: messenger RNA, 1248 nt
Organism: Panicum hallii
Lineage: Eukaryota; Viridiplantae; Streptophyta; Magnoliopsida; Poales; Poaceae
Product: thylakoid lumenal protein TL20.3, chloroplastic
Exons: 6
Coding region: 113-931 (272 amino acids)
Source: RefSeq, a predicted model, not a curated record
GUCCCCACCUCACCCAGUCUCUCUUCCUCUUCCCCACUUCACCUAGUAGCGGCCACGCGGCACCGCUCGUCCGCUCCUCCUCCUCGCCUUGAACCCAAUCGCCGCCACCGCCAUGACUCUUGCAUCCCCUUCCCCUCUCGCAGCCGCCCCCGGCCGUCCAACAAAACUCCCUCCCUUCUCUCGCUGCCCCCCUCGGCGCCUCCUGCGCGUCUCCUGCCAGGCGACGCCCGACCGCCCGGCCUGCGGGCGCGGCAAUGCGUCGAACGCCUCGCCGGCGCCGCAGCAGCCGAGGUGGCGCGCCGCGGUCUCCGCCGCGCUCGCGGCGGCCGUGGUCGCCGUGGCGAUGCCGGCCUACGCGGACCUGAACAGGUUCGAGGCCGAGCAGCGGGGCGAGUUCGGCAUCGGCUCCGCCGCGCAGUUCGGCUCGGCCGACCUCAAGAAGGCCGUCCAUGUUAACGAGAACUUCAGGCGGGCCAACUUCACAUCUGCUGACAUGAGAGAAUCAGAUUUCAGUGGUUCCACAUUCAAUGGUGCUUAUCUUGAAAAGGCUGUUGCUUACAAAGCAAAUUUCACUGGUGCUGAUUUGAGUGAUACAUUAAUGGACCGCAUGGUUCUCAAUGAAGCCAACCUUACAAAUGCUGUUCUUGUACGGUCAGUCCUCACACGUAGUGACCUUGGAGGAGCUAUCAUUGAAGGGGCUGACUUCAGUGAUGCUGUUAUUGACCUACCACAGAAACAGGCACUGUGCAAAUAUGCAAGUGGGACCAACCCCAUAACAGGGGUAAGCACCCGAAAAAGCCUCGGAUGUGGCAAUAGCCGUCGAAAUGCAUAUGGGAGCCCUUCAUCCCCUCUGUUGAGUGCCCCACCACAGAAACUUCUUGACCGUGAUGGUUUCUGUGAUGAAGCUACUGGUAUGUGUGAUGCAAAGUGAGAGAUGAUUUAUCCAGCAUGGAAACUGGUGAUGGAUGUGAAUAUACAUUGGAGAUCGAGUGAAAGAGCAGAAUAGUGCAGAGAGCUCGGUCGUUUUUCUUCUCCUCUUGCAAUUGUUGUAAGUUUGCAGCGGAAUCAGGUAAACUUCAGGAUGUAGAUGAGAAUAUGAGAUACGGGCGUUGAGCACUGAACGCCAUAUAUAGCAUAGUAAGUAUAUGAAAUAGAUCAUAUCAUGUGUUUUCAGAAGCCAGUAUAUCCAAAACAGAAGUCCAACACUGGAGUGUCUCAGUAAAUAAACUUUUCACUCCAUUUCACAAA